Messenger RNA from Nannospalax galili (Upper Galilee mountains blind mole rat), 6460 nucleotides. RefSeq names its product DAB2 interacting protein (gene Dab2ip). Lineage: Eukaryota; Metazoa; Chordata; Mammalia; Rodentia; Spalacidae. Gene Ontology annotation, biological process: regulation of GTPase activity. The record is from RefSeq and is a predicted model, not a curated record. The coding region runs from base 1 to 3576 and encodes 1191 amino acids. The transcript has 16 exons.
AUGUCUGCGGGCGGCAACCCCAGGAAGAGCACCGGGAGGCCGAGCUACUACUACCGGCUGCUGCGGCGGCCCCGGCUGCAGCGACAGAGGAGCCGCUCCCGCAGCCGGACCCGGCCCACCAGGGAGUCACCCCAAGAAAGGCCGGGCUCCCGGCGCAGCCUGCCAGGCAGCCUCUCAGAGAAGAGCCCCGGCAUGGAGCCCUCGGCCACAACACCGUUCCGGGUCACGGGCUUCCUCAGCCGCCGCCUCAAGGGCUCCAUCAAGCGCACCAAGAGCCAGCCCAAGCUGGACCGCAACCACAGCUUCCGCCACAUCCUGCCCGGGUUCCGGAGCGCAGCCGCCGCCGCCGCCGCCGCGGACAAUGAGAGGUCCCAUCUGAUGCCAAGGCUGAAGGAGUCUCGCUCCCACGAGUCCCUGCUCAGCCCCAGCAGUGCAGUGGAGGCGCUGGACCUCAGCAUGGAGGAAGAGGUGGUCAUCAAGCCUGUGCACAGCAGCAUCCUGGGUCAGGACUACUGCUUUGAGGUGACAACAUCAUCAGGAAGCAAGUGCUUUUCCUGCCGGUCCGCAGCUGAGCGAGAUAAGUGGAUGGAGAACCUGCGGCGAGCAGUGCACCCCAACAAGGACAACAGCCGGCGUGUGGAGCACAUUCUGAAGCUGUGGGUGAUUGAGGCAAAGGACCUGCCGGCCAAGAAGAAGUAUCUGUGUGAGCUGUGCCUGGACGAUGUACUGUAUGCUCGCACCACGGGCAAACUCAAGACGGACAAUGUCUUCUGGGGCGAGCACUUUGAAUUCCACAACCUGCCACCUUUGCGCACAGUCACUGUCCACCUGUACCGGGAGACUGACAAGAAGAAGAAGAAGGAACGCAACAGCUACCUGGGCCUAGUGAGCCUGCCCGCUGCCUCAGUGGCUGGCCGGCAGUUCGUGGAGAAGUGGUACCCAGUGGUGACACCUAAUCCCAAGGGUGGCAAAGGCCCUGGGCCCAUGAUCCGCAUCAAGGCACGCUACCAGACCGUCACUAUCUUGCCCAUGGAAAUGUACAAGGAAUUUGCCGAACACAUCACUAACCACUACUUAGGGCUUUGUGCAGCCCUAGAGCCCAUCCUCAGUGCCAAGACCAAGGAGGAGAUGGCGUCUGCCCUGGUGCACAUCCUGCAGAGCACAGGCAAGGUGAAGGACUUUCUGACAGACCUGAUGAUGUCGGAGGUGGACCGCUGCGGGGACAAUGAGCACCUCAUCUUCCGAGAGAACACACUGGCCACCAAGGCCAUUGAGGAGUACCUCAAGCUAGUGGGCCAGAAGUACCUGCAGGACGCACUAGGUGAGUUCAUCAAAGCUCUAUAUGAGUCAGAUGAGAACUGCGAAGUGGACCCAAGCAAGUGCUCGGCCUCUGACCUCCCUGAGCACCAGGGCAACCUCAAGAUGUGCUGCGAGCUGGCCUUCUGCAAGAUCAUCAACUCCUACUGUGUCUUCCCACGGGAGCUUAAAGAAGUGUUCGCCUCGUGGCGACAGGAGUGCAGCAGCCGCGGCCGGCCAGACAUCAGCGAACGGCUCAUCAGUGCCUCACUCUUCCUGCGUUUCCUCUGCCCUGCCAUCAUGUCACCCUCACUCUUCAACCUGCUGCAGGAGUACCCUGACGACCGUACAGCUCGCACCCUCACCCUCAUUGCCAAGGUCACCCAGAAUCUGGCCAACUUUGCCAAGUUUGGCAGCAAGGAGGAAUACAUGUCAUUCAUGAACCAGUUCCUGGAGCACGAGUGGACCAACAUGCAGCGCUUCCUGUUGGAGAUCUCCAACCCUGAAACCCUUUCCAACACAGCUGGCUUUGAGGGCUACAUAGACCUGGGCCGAGAACUCUCCAGCCUGCAUUCACUGCUCUGGGAGGCUGUCAGCCAGCUGGAGCAGAGCAUUGUGUCCAAACUAGGACCCUUGCCUCGGAUCCUGAGAGAUGUCCACACUGCCCUGAGCACCCCAGGCAGUGGACAACUCCCUGGGGCCAAUGACCUGGCCUCCACACCAGGCUCAGGUAGCAGCAGCAUCUCAGCUGGGCUACAGAAGAUGGUGAUUGAGAAUGAUCUCUCUGGUCUGAUAGAUUUCACCCGGUUACCGUCUCCAACCCCCGAAAACAAGGACUUGUUUUUUGUCACAAGGUCCUCCGGGGUCCAGCCCUCACCUGCCCGCAGCUCAAGCUACUCAGAAGCCAACGAACCUGAUCUGCAGAUGGCCAACGGCGGCAAGAGCCUGUCUAUGGUGGACCUCCAGGAUGCUCGCACGCUGGAUGGGGAGGCGGGCUCCCCAGCAGGCCCCGAUGCCCUCCCUACUGAUGGGCAGAUACCUGCAACUCAGCUGGUGGCUGGAUGGCCAGCCCGGGCAGCCCCAGUGAGCCUGGCAGGGCUAGCCACAGUGCGGCGGGCAGGCCAGACACCAACCACACCAGGCACCUCUGAGGGUGCACCAGGCCGGCCCCAGUUGUUGGCCCCACUCUCCUUCCAGAACCCUGUGUACCAGAUGGCAGCUGGACUGCCGCUGUCACCCCGCGGCCUCGGAGACUCAGGCUCUGAGGGCCACAGCUCCCUGAGCUCCCACAGCAACAGCGAAGAGCUAGCAGCUGCUGCCAAACUGGGAAGUUUCAGUGCUACUGCAGAGGAGCUGGCGAGGCGACCUGGUGAGCUGGCACGGCGGCAGAUGUCACUGACUGAGAAGGGUGGCCAACCCACAGUGCCAAGACAGAACAGCGCUGGUCCCCAGCGGAGGAUUGACCAGCCGCCACCCCCACCACCGCCACCACCUCCUGCUCCCCGGGGCAGGACACCUCCUACCUUGCUGAGCACCCUCCAGUACCCACGACCCUCAAGUGGAACCCUGGCGUCAGCAUCACCGGACUGGCCUGGCCCUGGCGCCCGGCUGCGACAGCAGUCCUCCUCUUCUAAAGGAGACAGCCCAGAGCUGAAGCCCCGCGCCAUUCACAAGCAGGGCCCUUCACCCGUGAGCCCCAAUGCCCUGGACCGCACGGCCGCUUGGCUCUUGACCAUGAAUGCACAGUUGUUAGAAGACGAGGGCCUGGGCCCAGAUCCCCCCCACAGGGAUAGGCUAAGGAGUAAGGAGGAGCUCAGCCAAGCAGAAAAGGACCUUGCAGUGCUGCAAGACAAGCUGCGAAUCUCCACCAAGAAGCUGGAGGAAUAUGAGACCCUGUUCAAGUGCCAGGAAGAGACAACACAGAAGCUGGUGCUGGAGUACCAGGCACGGCUGGAGGAGGGUGAGGAGCGGCUGCGGCGGCAGCAGGAGGACAAGGACAUCCAGAUGAAGGGCAUCAUUAGCAGGUUGAUGUCCGUGGAGGAGGAGCUGAAGAAGGACCACGCUGAGAUGCAAGCAGCUGUAGACUCUAAGCAGAAGAUCAUUGAUGCCCAGGAAAAGCGCAUCGCCUCCCUGGAUGCUGCCAAUGCCCGCCUCAUGAGUGCCCUGACGCAGCUGAAAGAGAGGUACAGCAUGCAAGCCCGUAACGGCGUCUCCCCCACCAACCCCACCAAAUUGCAGAUUACUGAGAACGGCGAGUUCAGAAACAGCAGCAAUUGCUAACCUGCCUGAGGAGGGAGGAACCUCCCCAAGGAGAGGGAGACUGUGGUGGUCCAGGGCAGGGUCUCGGUCAGGAAGCUCCCCACAGUUGCAGACUGUGUGGGUGGCAGGAGGCCGAGGCGCUCCCCUCCCCUCGCCCAUUGUCCAGGAGGCAGUGGAGGGAGCACAGAGACUGAUGCAGUGCAAGGCUGCGGGCACAGCGCUCCCCUUCUCUUCGGCCGCCCGCCUGUGCAGCGGUUUGGGUAGAGGCAGCAGAGACUGCACGCGGGGGAGUGGGGACAGCCUGGAGGGAGGCCUGCCACACAUGUCUGUUGGUUGUUGAAUUUGGUAUGUGUCACCUUUUCCUCCUUGACCAGCCAUGUGCAUGUACCCCAUACCCUGUGCCAGAGAGGGAGCUGCCUGGAGAGGGGUCAAGUAAGGGCUGGGGUCACUUCUGUGGGUUCCUCUCACCUCCUGGGGCCCGGGACUCUGGCCACCAGGCCUCUGCUCCAGGGGACAUGGCACUGAUGAGGUUGUCUGCAGGCAGGAAGACAAUGGGGAGGACACAGGUAUUGAUUCUGUGGCCCCUGCUCAUCUCUGCCACUGCAUGCUGCCCAUCAGGGACCUCCUGUCUGUGUAGAACUGAAGGUUUAUCCUGCCCCCAUGCCUGCCCCAGACUUGCCACCCUCCACCUCUGUCCCUUCCAUAGUUACAUUGCCAGUGAGGAUCAUCACACUUUCUCUUGUGGGCCCUCAUAGCUGUGGGAGGAUCCUGGGCCUGGGCUCAUCUCUUGGGGCUCCCAGAAGCCAGAGAGCUGGGCAGAGCUGGCCAGGUGGCACCGUGCAUUGUAGCUGCCUUUUCCAGGGGCCCAGUGCAUCCACAGGCACAGUGGCCCUGUGGGGAGUGGCCAGCUGGUGCUCACCCCGAAAAGGUGAUCUUUUCUCUGAUGGUUUAAAAGAAAAAUUUUAAGGCCUGCAGGCCCUUAGAAGGUGGAUAACUGUGAUUUUUUUUCCUUUCACAGUAUGCAUUAGAAACAAAAGCCCGCUUGCUCGCUUGCUGGAACACUGGGGCCUUUUAAAUUGAGCGUGCGCACUGCAUGGGAAAUAGCAGCCCUGGAGGAUGUUAGACUUGCUCCCUCUCCAAGACAGCAGCAGCCUGCACCAGGCCCCGUGUGUGCAGCCGCCUCUCCUCACCCUUCCAGGCCCCAGCCAAGGACCCAGGCACUGCAGGCAGGGGAGGGGCAUACCCCGCAGCUGGGGCUGGUUUUCCUCAGCUCUAGGCUGUUCUGUAGCAUAUCUGCCCCUCCCUCCUUUGCAGGACAGAGAUGGGCAGGAGCUUGGGUCUCUCUCGGCCCUCAUCUGUUCCCAUGCCCUAGAAUCUAAGCCCUGGUUCUAGGUGACCUAGGACAGGAGCUGGGGCCUUUACCCAUAGAACCAGGGCUAAGUGAGCUGACCUCUGCCCCUGGAGUCCCCAUUAGGAAGGGUGGAAGUACUAGAGGGGUGGCCUAGCCAUGCUGCACCCCAUCCUCAGCCCAUGGAUAGGCAAAGGCUAAUGCUCUGGGAGGGGUUUUUAGAUGUAACCUACAACCCAGUUAGGCUGCAGACAGAUGCUGGGGCAGGAGAGAGGGCUCAGCCAUCAAGGGUCAGAGACUUCAGGGAGGAAGGAGGUGGGGCCAAGGUCCUACCCCUGCCCCUUCCUGCCCUGCUCCUGUUCACACCCCUGGCACCUGUGAGUUUCAGGGAGGCCUCUUGGGCAGGGCCUGGCCUGGGUCUUGUCCUUCCUCUACCCAGGGAGCCCUGCUUUCCUCCCCUCCCACUUUCGCCCAUGCCUCAUAAAGUGACCUCGGACUGAGCGCCUCCUAGCAAUAUGGGGAUCCCCAGGCCUGGACAGGAAGGCGCAGGGCCAGACGCCGUGGCCCUUUCGAGGGGUUGUUAGCUCUCGGGCCGAGAGCCUUAUUUACCUAGUGCAAAAACUGUAAAAGUGUACAGACUCUCCACAGAUUUUUAUCUUAAUUGCAAGUCUGCCGAUUUUUGUAAAUGUUCUUGGUGUUUGACUGUAAUGGAACUAUUUCACCCAAGGGAUGUACAUAGUCCUUUAGUCCUGGUGCUGCAAGGGCUGGCCCGGACCGCUGCUCUCAUGGUUGGUAUUGUAGCCUAGAGAUCGGUGCUGGGCAGGACGAAGAGCUUUGAGAUCUGGUGUAUCUCUUUCCUGCCCAGGGCAUUGAUUUGUUGGCUUUACAGUAUGCUGCUGAGAGAGAGGCUGAUGGGGGCAGGUGCCCUCAGUGGGGCCAGCAAAGCAUCCUUCUGCCCAUAGCCUCUGCUUACAGCCAGGGCUGGGAUUGCCAGAGGCCCUGAGGGAAGGACAGUCCCUUCUCAGGGAAGACCAAGCCCCAAGGCUCCCUGGCCACCAUGACCUGGGCUCUGCAGGAGAGAGCUGCCCCUUCCCCUGCUAACACAGAAACCUGACAUUUUUGCUCAACUUGUAUGUUCAGGGUGAAGGAAACUGCCAAACUCCCUUUGAGCGAAGACUUUCUCUGACUGCCCAGGAGGGGGUGGGGACCAGGGCCAGUGCCCCACAUGUAACCCCAGCACCUGCCCAAGGGACACCACUCCCUCAAACCCAUCUGUCUGGGAGCCAGACUGUCCAGGGAACCAGCCCCUCUUUUCUACACACUUGGCCACAAAGCCACCCCUGUUCCCCCACCACACCCAGGUUCUCCCAUUUUGUAAGUAUGUGAAAAGAAAAAAAAUGCAAAUGUCAAGAGUUGGCUGGAGUUGCUCCUUUAGCCAUGACUUUUAACCAUGUAAUAAUGUACAGAGAAGUUGUUGGUGUUCUAAGACUCUGUGUGGCUGUGCAAUUUCUGUACAUUUGCAAUUAGAAAUAUUAAAGAUUUAUUUAGCUAUUUUAA